AUGACGAUAAUCGAGUCGAGCACUGCUUCGAAAGCAAGGCCUUAUGUGGGAGUCAUUUUCUUGCAAUUUGGGUCUGCUGGUUUUGGUAUAGUUGCAAAAGCUGCUCUAAACCAAGGCAGUAGUAAUUACACGUUUGCCGUCUACAGAAAUGCAAUUGCGGCUGCCAUUUUCAUUCCUUUUGCCAUCAUUUUCGAGAGGAAAACAAGGCCAACAAUGACGUGGAGUGUCUUCUGGAAGAUAUUGCUGCUUGCCUUACUUGAUCCGGUUAUCGGUCAGAACAUGUUCUAUGCCGGCAUGAAAUAUUCAUCGGCCACAUUUGCUGCAGCACUGUGCAAUCUCAUUCCAGCUAUUACUUUCGUAUUGGCUUGGAUUCUCAGGAUCGAAAAUGUGAACUUCAAAAGCUUGCGCAGUAAUGCAAAGAUUAUGGGAACUUUGGUCACUGUUGGAGGAGCCAUGAUUAUGACUUUAAUUAGCGGACCUAUAAUUGGAUUGCCAUGGACACAUGCAUCCCAUCAUAAUCAAGCUUCCGCAAAUCCUAAUGAUAAGGAAAAUCCUGUUAAAGGAGCUCUUAUGAUCGCUGUUGGUUGUAUUGGUUAUUCUGCAUUUUACAUUCUUCAGGCAAUCACAUUGAAGUCAUACACGGCCGGGCGUUCGUUGACUGCUAUGGUUUGUUCUCUUGGAGCCUUCUUUGGAACUAUACUCACUUUCUUAGUUGAGAGAGGAAAUGUUUCAGUGUGGGCCCUUGGAUUGGAUGCCAAGCUUGUGGCUUAUGUCUAUGGGGGGGUCGUAUCUUCUGGAAUAACUUACUAUCUAUCGGGAGUGAUAAUUAAGGAAAAAGGACCAGUUUUUGUCACGUCAUUCAAUCCGUUAGGCAUGAUCAUAGUUGCUAUUAUGAGCUCUUUCAUUUUCGCCGAGCAAAUGACUAUUGGA
Messenger RNA from Striga asiatica, 930 nucleotides. The record is from the annotation of a GenBank genome assembly. NCBI's taxonomy places the organism in Eukaryota, Viridiplantae, Streptophyta, Magnoliopsida, Lamiales, Orobanchaceae.